AUGGGGCUGAUUGCCAUUCUAAUUAGGCUCACCUCACGCGGUGCCGUCUUUUUCUCACACAAGCGAGUUGGGUUAAACAACGAACUAUUUGUUAUCCACAAGUUUCGGAGUCUCCAUGCGGAUACCCCGUCCUAUUCCGAGAAAUCUGGUGCAAUAGACGACAAACGCAUUACACCGGUCGGCAGAUGGCUCCGUAAAACGAGUUUAGAUGAGUUGCCCCAACUUUUCAAUGUGCUAAAAGGCGAAAUGAGUUUGGUGGGUCCGCGUCCAGAAAUGCCAUUUCUUGCUGAGCAUUAUGAGCCGUGGGAAAAUCAACGCCAUCUCGUCCGUCCCGGGAUGACAGGCCUCUGGCAGUUAAGUCCGCGCCGACAAGGCACAAUCCGAGACGGCAUCUCUGUUGACUUGGAGUACAUUGAGAAUCUAUCUUUCUGGAACGACUUUAAAAUACUCCUCCGAACUUUCAAAGUCUUUUGGGAUAAUAACACCUAUUAA
This is a messenger RNA of Geodia barretti, 492 nucleotides long. The record is from the annotation of a GenBank genome assembly. NCBI's taxonomy places the organism in Eukaryota, Metazoa, Porifera, Demospongiae, Tetractinellida, Geodiidae.